Molecule: messenger RNA, 1368 nt
Organism: Thecamonas trahens ATCC 50062
Lineage: Eukaryota; Apusomonadida; Apusomonadidae
Exons: 2
Coding region: 1-1368 (455 amino acids)
Biological process (GO): double-strand break repair
Cellular component (GO): BRCA1-A complex; BRISC complex
Source: RefSeq, a predicted model, not a curated record
AUGGGCAUGGAGAGGUCCGCAGAGAUGGACAAGUACGACUCACCCAUGGUGGCGUACCUGGGCGCCACCAACAGCUCGGGAAGGAAGGGUCUCCAUGGGGCGGUGCCUCGACCGGCGCUGGCGGCGGCGGUCAAGGGGCUGGCAGGGGCAAAGGCAGUGGGCGGGAGUGGUGCAGAUGUUCCGUUGGUAUGUCCUGUCUUCCCGGCGCUCUGUGGAUCGGUCUUUACCUGGCGGGUGGUGUUUGAUGCGGCACGCGGCGCAAGGGCUACCUUACUUCCGGAUCUCGUGCUCGAGCCGCAGCAGACGGCGCUGCUCACGGCGCGCUGGCCCGAACUGGCACCGGUUAAGGGCUGGACCCGAGACGAUGUCACGGCGCUCGAGCGGCUACUCGCUGGUAUGCUCGACGAGGUGGCCGCCGGCUACCGGGCGUCGCUGAAGGAGCUGUCAGGCAACGCGCUGCUCGGGCUGGAUCUUGCGACGGCGUCGCAGCGCGAAGGCUUUGAGGCCAUCUUGGUCGACGAGCGGCCCGAAGCGUGGCCGAAAGUGACAACGCUUGCUGCUCAGCUGGAGGCGGGACGGGCAGCGGCGGGUGCAAGGUUUGACGGCUGUGGCGAGGGCGCGCUGCCAGCUGUGGCGGCGGGAGCGACCGGGCGCUCCGCAGGCGAGACGAACACUGGCUCUGAUGCCAACCUCUCGUCGUUCCGCAAGUGGGCGGUGAUGCAUGUGCCGCUGGAGGUUGAUCUGGGGCAGUAUGUGCUCGACACUGAUGUGGCAGCGGCAGCUGAGGCACGGGCCGCCGACCCAGACGUUCACACUCUGGUGCUGCGGCUUGUGUACGAGCUCGACAAUGGCGGACUUACCAUCGGCAGCACGCAGGCCUCGCUCAUCGUCUCGAGCUACUGGGUCGACCAGCUGUCGGCGCUCACACUCCCUACAUGGGCCAUGGACACUCCGCUAAUGGACUUUCUCCCAGAAGUGGAGGCGGGCGUGGCACGCCAGCUACCGUUCCUGGCCCAGUCGCAGCUGCUUCGACAGGAUCUCAUCAACGCGCUGCUUGCCGACGAGGCGCUGGCACCGGCGCUCUUGGAGGUCGACCGGACCAACUAUCUCAAGAUCGCGUUCCUGCUGCGGACGGCGCGGGUUGCGGUCCUCGCCACCAUCACGCUCCCGGCGGUCUUUCCGCAGCAGAAGCCCUCCAUUGUCUUUGCCACCCUCGGCCACGUCCAUGCACCGCCGGCCAUCGGGCCCAUCUCCUCCACCUACGACGGCUACCCGUAUUCACCCGAGUGGGACACACCGGCCAUGGUCGCUGCCAUCAAGAACCAGCUCAAGACUGCUAGUCAGACCUUUGUCUCAUCGCUUGGGUAG